Messenger RNA from Morone saxatilis (striped sea-bass), 2945 nucleotides. It is a transcript of the gene mxi1, whose product is annotated as max interactor 1, dimerization protein. NCBI's taxonomy places the organism in Eukaryota, Metazoa, Chordata, Actinopteri, Moronidae. Gene Ontology annotation, molecular function: RNA polymerase II cis-regulatory region sequence-specific DNA binding; protein dimerization activity; DNA-binding transcription factor activity, RNA polymerase II-specific. Bases 409 to 1092 code for a protein of 227 amino acids. The record is from RefSeq and is a predicted model, not a curated record. Gene Ontology annotation, biological process: regulation of transcription by RNA polymerase II. The transcript is spliced from 6 exons.
GUUAGGUAAACAAACAGGAGAGGAGAGGAAACGAGCAGCAGCAGGCACUUUGCUGGCUCCGGGCUCCCUCGGGGAACAUUUUAUAUUGUUUAUAUCCACUUUUUGUAAAACAUUUAAUAUCGUGUUUCCUACGUACUUUUACUACUUUGAUACACUGGUUUUCUAACAGCGGAACCUGGCAAGGAUUGGCUGUAGCUUGCCAGCUUGGAAACACUGGAUAUUUCUUCCCCCCUCUCCUCUCGGCAAAGGCAGCCGAAAACACUGAACAAGAUAAUAACACGACGUUUUUGUUAAAGUGUAAUUCAGUGUAGUGAUAACCGAUGCACUGUCUUCCCGGUAUUUAAAGCGACCUUCCGUUGGUGCUGUUUGCGAAGCUAACGUUAACGGCGGUUAACGGCUCAGGGAAGAAUGACGGCCGUUCAGCUGAUAAAUAUCCAACGGUUACUGGAAGCUGCGGAAUAUCUAGAAAGGAGAGAAAGAGAGUGUGAACACGGAUAUGCUUCGACAUUUCCAUCAAAUCAGAACACAAACUUCCAGAGGCAAAGAAAAUUCCGAAAUAAGAAGUUCAACAGUAACCACAAUAGGUCCACACAUAAUGAGCUGGAGAAGAAUAGACGAGCUCACCUGCGGCUGUGUCUGGAGCGGUUGAAGGCCCUCAUACCCCUGGGACCCGACUGCAACCGUCACACAACCCUGGGCCUGCUCAACAAAGCCAAAGCACACAUAAAGAAACUUGAAGAGGCAGACAGGAAGAGCCAGUACCAGCUGGAGUCUCUGGAGCGCGAGCAGAGGCACCUCCAGCGCCAGCUGGAGCUGCUGAGGGGAGGCAGUGGUGCUGCAACCCAGAGCAGCCCGGGGGAGGGGGAGAGGAUACGCAUGGACAGUGUGGGCUCCACCCUCUGCUCCGACCGCUCUGACUCCGACCAAGAGGAGAUCGAGGUGGACGUGGAAAGCACGGAGUUCUCCCAUGGAGAGCUGGACAGUGUGAGCACAGCCAGCACCAGCGACCUGGACGACCACAGCAGCCUGCAGAGCAUGGCCAGCGACGAGGGCUACUCCUCCUGCAGUGUCAAACUUGCCUUCUCCUCCUAGAGCCCCACACGGCCACCACCUCCCUGCCAAACCCACCUGUACCUCCCAUCUGUUUAUCCAUCCAGCCAUGCCUACAUACAUACACCCAGUCACCUCCAACGGCGGCCACGCCCCCAGCUAAUGGCGUUCUUGUCGCUCCUGCCUCUCAGCAGCGCCCCCUCCUCCUUGCUCCUAGCCUUUGGUUGCACCCACUUCUCCUCCUGCGCUGCUGAACCCACUGUCCCACUGUUGGAGGAGCUCCACUUAGAGCUCCUUCUCACCUCUGAACUUUGAGCCGCCCCGACCGACACCAGGGACCCAAACACAGUGAUGUGAGACUGCCAGUUGGUUUACGGAGAUCAGAGACUUGGUUGAUAGAUAAAAGCAUAAAUCAUCUUAAUUUUUAAUGAUUGAUUUUAUGUGUUUUAUUUCCUCAAACUGUCAAAUUUCUGAAUUUUUUAAAGAUAUACAACCCCUAUUUUGAUCCAAAAUGCACUUAAAUUCUUAUCAUAUUGAAAUAAUUCAGAGUUUCUGUUCGGUUCUCUCCUGUGUGGGUGUGUAUGUGUGUAUGUGUGUGUGUGUGUGUAUGUGUGUAUGUGUGUGUGUGUUGAGCUGGUCCUGUGUACCCAUAUUAACGUUCUGGUGUUGGGCCUGGAUAAACGGGAGCACAUCUAAUCUGGACUAGAAUGAACACUGUGGGUGAACUUUGCCAUAUCAACACAGCUUGGCCCUGAAAAACGUCCCUUCGGCCCCGAAUUUGAUCCUUUGUCUUAUUGUUUUUUCAUUACCUCUGCUUGACACUGCAAAAGUUCCGACACUCGAACUGGUGCUAUUGUGAAACAAACCAACGGGGAAACAGAUCAGAUCCACCACCACUGAGCUUUUAAAGCAAACAAAGUGUGUCUGCCGUGAUUGUUUCCAACCAAGGUCGGAGGAAGACAACCACAAAAAAAUUGAGGAAAAAACAAAAUAACAUUCCUGUUGAAUGUGGGUGCUCAGAGAGUGGAAAUUGUAACUUUGUGUGUGUUUUGUUUUGGUUUCUUUCCCUCCUCGACAAGCAGCUACAAAAAGCUAUCCUGCACUUGCCUACUUUAGAGCUGUCCAUAGAAACGGCACAAACCAAGAAGUGGAAAAAAAAACCACACAAAAAAAACAACAGCAACAAGGAAAAAGUCCAAACAACAAACUUUGGAAUAGACGUCCAUCCUCUUUCCAGCAGUAACAAGCAAUAACUCUUGUAGUCUUUUUUUGUCUCGUCAGUUUGAACUCCUUCCCCCCUUUUUCUUUUUCUUUUCUCCCCCUAAAGACUGUGUGACCGUCCAAAAAGCAAACUUUCUUUUUUUUUGUAAAUACAUAUAGUUUAAUGAAUUAAACUUUAAAAAAGAGUUUUUAAAAAAAAGGUAGAGCUCAUGGUAACUAUUGCCUCUGUUGCUGUUUGACCUGUGUUUAUUGUGGAUUUUCCAUACAUUUUUUGGAAAGAUUUUAUCCUCUUCAGAGUGGCAGCGGAUGCGGGAUGGACACUAUUAAUUUGUUCAGUUUUGCUGGCGGAAACAUUGAAAAGUUACUCAUUCUGUUGCUGCAGUGAGAAGGAGAAGUUACUCCUGAAGCCUGAUUAAAAACGAUUGAACAACUUCCCACCCAGUUGCAGAAAGUAGGACUUCUGUUGGAGAAUGUUGAGUUUGUGUGGCACUCUUUUUAUUUAUUAGAUUUGUUUUCCUCUUGUUUAUAAUGUUCAUGAAAGUGGGGGGGCUGUAUAUGGCAUUCCACUGGUGGUCAGGUGAUCUGUGGAGGAAAAGUGUGGGGAGAAGAAAACGGGUGUUAUGAUGUCAAUGUUCACCAUCGAGACUACACUGGCAUUAAGAAUUGCACUUCAA